CUUCGAUCAGCCUGCGUCGACGACUUGUCAGGUCUCCUUUCUAUCUUUCACGCCUUUUGUACGAUGAGUCUUACGUCGGAAGACUAAUCUAAUGCCUCGCGACCAUAUUCUAUGAGCCUCCGCAUCCACCCGUUUGUCGUAUGUCUGGGCGAAAUCCUGGCAUGCCUUCACGAAUAUUACGGAUGCGCAUACGCCUCUUGUUUCUGCGUGUCGAAAUGGUUUUAGCAUGGCCUUUACAAACCCUUUUCUAAUCGGCAGGUGCCCCAUAUUCCAUGGUCGCGAGGAGAAUAGCGCUCUCGUGUUCGUGCCAUGCCUUACUCAACUGCAUAGCGAGCCAACUCUUACAGUACCUCUGCAUGCAGCAAGUCUUGGUCUAGCGCCAGAAGAGCAUUCUUGCUCACUCGGUAAACUACAGAAGACGGCAAUUCAGGUCGUUUGUUCCCCACGCAGGCUUUCGUGGGGACAUUUAAAUGCUUCCUGCAAACCCUUUCGUCUCCUUCACAACGCGGCCCGCGCUGCAUCUCCCUGUUAAGCAGCUAGUACAUUUGCCGCUCUUUCCAGACAUGUCUACCCGUCACCUUUGCUCCAUUGUCGAACACUUUUCUCCAACGGUUGAUCGUCGACGCGUUUCGUGCUUGGAGCCUCAAUAGUGGCUUACACUCCUUUUCGCACAUCGUCGAUAUCGUGAUCUUGUCACAUCAGACUUCAAGCAUAUAUUUCUGCCAUCCGCUUCUCCAAAUCGCACUAGGAUCUCCUUCAACGUUUAGAGAUAAAGGAGAUGAAAUUUGCGACGACAGACGCAGGAACUGACAAAAUUUCAUUGGUCUGGAGCGAUUCUCCGUGCAGUCAGCUCCUGGCAUAGCGAUAGAUAGUGGAAAGACUUCUUCCAUCGUCAUAUGGAGAGAAUUGUUGUGGAAAGACAGAAUAUGUCCGCUGCUGCUAUUUUCGGGUUUUCAAACUGACCAUGCAGCACUCAGCUUCAUAUCAAGCAGCACUUGCGCAGCAAUAGGCCCUGUUCUGACGGAGCAUUGCGCUACCAGCCCGCAUGACGCAAUCCACAUGUGUGAACACGGAAUAUGACGCUGCGCUCGUUCUGCUCGUCUUUGGGGACCAAGAACUUGACCACAUCCAACGAGCGGAAAAGGCACGUCGUCCGACACAGCAGCCACGCCUCCAAGCACACGUCGCACCGUUUUUAUUAUUCAGAGGCACUUUGCCCUGAGAGAUGUUAGUAUGUUGUCAUGGAAAAGGGCAUCAAGAAUUCGACAGGACGGCGGAAUAAUAUUGUUUCAAAUAUAGUGCUACAUUUGUUUUUCUAGACUGGUAUUAGUCUAAGCAGUUGCUUCCUUCAUCCGUAUUCAAGGAUGCGCAUCUUUUCCAAGCUUUUGGCGAGUCCUGAACGGGAAAAUUCAUAAUUUCCGUCCGGAGAAUACAGCGACAUAUUUCAAACCGGGACGAAUUCGGUCUUCAGUAUUAU
This is a messenger RNA of Verruconis gallopava, 1477 nucleotides long. RefSeq lists its product as uncharacterized. Lineage: Eukaryota; Fungi; Ascomycota; Dothideomycetes; Venturiales; Sympoventuriaceae. The transcript has a single exon. The coding region runs from base 227 to 532 and encodes 101 amino acids. The record is from RefSeq and is a predicted model, not a curated record.